UGUGCCUGAAGCAAAACUCGCGGACGAAACGAAAGAUAUUCCGUAAUCCGGUGUCUGCAGACCCGCCGUUUUAAUUGCCACGUUUUAUUCCCUUUUUCCCUGCCCUCUCGUUUCAUUUUCACGCUUUUCUUUCACUUGGGAUAAUUGGAAAACUUCUCCGUGAGAAAGAUGUGCAGCUUGAGCGGCAUAAGUUAGCCUGUUAAACGUACGGUGCGCGUAUUCGUUUGUAUUACAAGUGUAAGACCGCGUGUAAAAAUAUUUUGGGAUGACGAACAUCCAAUAAUCGGCGUCUCGCACGACGGAGCGAUCUUCGAACCGGUAGAUCGAUCAGCCAUCUGGUAACACACGUUAUACGCAUACCUACGACUCGUACGCUACAUCGUAAAAUUAAAUCCAACGACGAAACAUGGCUGUUUUUUUAUUUGUGCCAGAGAUUGAUAUGCCGUGUGUUAAACUUCCGUUCAAACUUACAUUCACUUCCGCCACGUGUCUCGCGUUCACCGUUCGAUCAAAGACCGCUCAUUUACGAUUACGGAGAGAUUUACGGUAGAAAAUAAAUUGCAGAAGCUGAGGUGGGAGAAAAAUUGAAGCGACCUUCGCGAGAUCGUCGUGAUUAGUUUAAUUGGUCCGACAGCUGCGGCAAUGCUUGCGGUUUAAUUCAUCGACGUUUGAAAAGAAGAUCCAUUAAUUCCCUCGGGAUCGGGUAAAAGCGCGAGACUCCCGGGGGUGAAAAAGCGGCGCGCACAAGUCGCCCUGGGUGCCUGAUUGUCUUUAUUGCGACCCCACGUGGCUUACCGGUUUUAUCCAUUACGAACGCAUAGCGGCGCACUUCUAGCAACUGAGUAACCGAAAGUAUCCUGCCUCGACGACCCGGUAUUUCCCAGUCUGCGAUCGGCGACCGACGAGGCGAAACCAGGAGCUCAACUUCCAGUCUUCGUUGGUACUCCUUACCAGCGAAAAUUAUAAAUUUCCUCUCUUCCCCUCAUUCCACCGCUUGGCAUGCGACAAGUCGAGGCUAGGCGGACAUGUGUCCUUCUGACGGCUCUGCUCGCCACGUUUUUCGGGGGUGUUGACGCCAGGACGUUCACUCUGGGCUACAUCACCGGAUCGAAACGGAGACCCGAAGAUAUGGAGUACCAGAGACCCGGCCUCCUAAUUUCCGGGGCGAUAAGCCUGGCGGUGGAUGAGGUUAACUCGGGCGAACUGGCGAAACGGGGACACAAACUCGAUUUCAUUGUCGCCGAGACCUACGGCGAAGAGGAGACCAGCAUUCUCAUGACCGCCGAUCUAUGGACCAAAAAUAUCAGCGCCUACAUCGGACCCCAGGAAACUUGCAUUCACGAGGGACGGAUGGCCGCUGCUUUCAACCUACCCAUGAUUUCCUACUUUUGCACGCAUCGGGAAACUUCGGACAAAGCAGAGUUUCCAACUUUCGCAAGAACCCGACCACCGGACACCCAGAUAUCCAAAUCGGUCGUCUCGGUCCUGCUCGCCUUCAACUGGACCAAAGUGACUUUCAUGUACAUGAACUCCACCCUCUUCGAGUUCAACAAGAUGUCUACUGUGGCCGAGACGAUACUGUCGUCCUUUGAUACGGCUGGCAUAACUCUGAACUCGUUGAAAUGCUGGGGCGAGCCGUACCUCCACACCUACGUGGACAACCCUUUUCAUCAGCACGUUAAGGACACCUACCACGAGACACGGAUAUACGUGAUACUCGGAAAUUAUUACGACCAUAUUGGAUUACUGAUGGCUUUGGACAAGAGAGAAUUGCUGGAAAAAGGGGAUUAUUGGGUGGUCGGUGUCGACCUCGAAGCUUACGAUGAACAAUCCCCGGAGAAAUAUCUCAGAGGCUUGCUGGAGAAUGAGACUAAUUUUGGGAUAAUACGAGCCUUCCGGAGUUACUUCAGCAUCGUCGCAUCGCCGCCUGCGGUCGACUUUAAAAACUUGACACGAAAGAUCGACGAGUACAGGCGAAAACCGCCGUUCAACUUCACCAAUCCCUUGGAUAAGGUCAACGGGUUUUUUCCGAUCCGACCCGAGACGUCUUACCUCUACGACGCGGUUCACCUCUACGAGCGCACCCUGCUGCAGGCCCUCGACGAGGGCAGGGACCCGAGGGACGGCAGAGGGAUGGUGGCAGCCCUUCGCGGGGUCCACUAUCGCAGUGCCAUGGGGUACAUGGUUUACAUGGACGAGAACGGUGACGCCGAGGGCAAUUACUCCGUAAUUGCCAUUGGUAAUCAGCCAAAGGACGACGGGGAGGACAGAUUCGGCCUUUAUCCAAUCGGGUACUUCGUUGGGAAGGAGGAGAAGUCCGGUUUACCGAGACUACGGUUAACCAAGAAAAUACCUUGGAUCAGAGGAACGCCACCCAUUGCCGAACCCUACUGCGGCUACCACGGUGAAAAGUGCAAGUCGCACACUGGUGAAAUAGUAGGCGGCGUCGCGGGGGGAUUGCUCUUGAUACUAACUGGGAUCGCCCUGGUGCUCUACAGGAAUUGGCGGUACGAGCAGGCACUCGACUCGCUUCUGUGGAAAGUCAACUAUAAGGAAAUUCAGGUCAAGGAACAGGAGGACGAAGCUACUCCCGCUAAAAGCGAGACAGACGACGCCACAAAAAAUAUCAAGGCGAUUCAGCCAGUCGUGAGAACGAGUCAAGUGUCAUUAAGCUCGAACCCAGAUGCGGAUUUUCGCUACUCGACUAUCUUCACCCAAAUAGGAGUCUACAAGGGGCGAAUAUACGCGGUGAAAAAGGUGCGAAAAAAAUCUAUCGAAAUCACCAGGGAGAUGAAGAAGGAGCUGAAAAUGAUGCGGGAUUUGCGGCACGACAAUUUAAACGCUUUCAUCGGAGCCUGCACCGAUCCCCCAAACAUUUGCAUAGUGGUGGAAUAUUGCACGAGAGGAAGCCUGAAGGACAUCCUAGACAACGAGGACGUCAAAUUGGAUAACAUGUUCAUAGCUUCGUUAGUCGGGGACAUUAUCAGGGGGAUGAUAUACCUUCACGAGUCGCCGGUCCGAUUUCACGGAGCACUGAGCACGUCCAACUGUCUUGUCGACUCCCGUUGGGUGGUAAAACUUGCGGACUUUGGUCUCCGCGAAUUCAAGAGAAACGCCGAGUGCGAACCGACUGAUAUAAUUAAGAAAUACGAAGGGCUGCUGUAUCGGGCACCAGAACUUCUCCGUUCGCCCCAAAUAAGAGAACCCUCGAUUCGGGACUACCAGAAGGGUGACGUGUAUUCCUUCGGGAUUGUUCUCUACGAGAUACAAGGACGCCACGGGCCGUUCGGCAUCACCGACUUAUCUGCUCCGGAGAUUCUGAAGAGAGUUAUCACUCGCAAACCGGGGAAGCCACCGUACAGACCGCCGUUCGACAAGCUGGAAAACAGUUUCGACUUCGUUCGGGAUUGCCUGGUCGAAUGUUGGGCUGAGAACCCGGAUGAUCGGCCAGACUUCAAAGUAGUCAGAAACAGACUGCGUCCCCUGAAAAAAGGCAUGAAACCGAACAUAUUCGACAACAUGAUGGCUAUGAUGGAGAAAUACGCUACGAAUUUAGAAGUACUCGUCGACGAGAGAACCGAUCAGCUGAUCGAGGAAAAGAAAAAAACAGACGCGCUUCUGUACGAGAUGCUUCCACGAUACGUCGCCGAGCAACUGAAACGGGGGCACAAAGUCGAGGCGGAGGGAUUUGACUGCGUGACAAUAUACUUCAGCGACAUAGUCGGGUUCACGUCGAUGUCAGCGGAAAGCACACCGUUGCAGGUGGUCGACUUCCUGAACGACCUGUACACGUGCUUCGACUCGACGAUAGAAAACUACGACGUGUACAAGGUGGAGACGAUCGGAGAUGCCUACAUGGUGGUCAGUGGACUUCCCAUCAGAAAUGGCAAUCAGCACGCGGGCGAAAUUGCCACGAUGUCUUUGUGCCUUCUCAACGCUGUUAAACAGUUCAGCAUACGUCACAGACCUCUCGACAAGCUACAACUUCGCAUCGGUAUUCAUUCGGGACCAGUAUGCGCGGGUGUGGUUGGUCUGAAAAUGCCGCGAUACUGCCUCUUCGGUGACACGGUAAACACGGCGAGUCGGAUGGAGUCAACGGGCCAACCGUUGAAGAUCCACUGCAGCUGGGAGACGAAACGACUUCUGGACGAAGUCGGCGGCUUCCACCUGGUGGAACGCGGCGUUGUCUCGAUGAAGGGAAAGGGCGAGCGUCUGACCUACUGGCUCAUCGGGGAGGACCCUUUCCUCCAGCAGCAGAGAUCGAAGGAACGGUUAGCCCGUCGUUCCCAGCAGCCGUCGUCCUGCGGAGGAGUCUCAGCCACCGGAGAGUCCUCGGCGCCGCGAAGCUCGUUGAAGAACAAGUCCCUAGUAAGAAAGACCUUCCUAAGGUGCUCGAGCGAGUCCCCGAAGCGGUUGAGGUUCGCCAGCUCGGAUCAGCUCGACCAGCAGACUCAGCGAAGCGGAAGUCGACUCGAAUCCAUAGCCGACAACAGUCCCUGCAAGAAGCGGCCAUCCUGCGGCCUCGGAGGCUCCGGAUGCAUGGAGACGAUGCGCUCCGCAAGCUCGUCCUGUCCCUGCGUCGAAAAGCUCUGCGACUCGGAGCCCUCCCCGUCGAUCCUGAACGCGGAACCGGAAGUCUUACGCGCCGAGGCGAACGGCGGGCUUCCGAUGGCCGGAAGCGUUCCGGUCUUGCGGAACGACUGCAGCCGCAUCGGGCCCCGGAAUUUUCGGCUCAAGCCGAAUCUGGGUCUGCAGAUGGUCUGCAGGUCCGCGCCCAGCAGCCCGAGGCACAGUUCUCUGGUCGUCGACGCCCCGCGUCGCGACACCCAGUCGACGGAGGAAAUCGACGGGUGGGACUCCACCCCGCUCAUAUACUCGGCCAGCCAGUGUCCCGACUGACUGAGCGGCUGAGUGUCACCGCAUUUUCGGCCGCUUUGUGUUUUUUGAGCUUUAAUAAAGGCGCGGGUUUGUUCGCUUUAUCGCGGGGGCAGCUCGCGAUAUUGCGCCGCCUGGAAAAUAUCGCCCUCCGGCUUUUCCGCGGCUCGGUAUAAUGCCGGCAUAACGGUUGAAAGCUGCGGGGGACGAGCGAGUCGGUGGUAUUGCUAUUCUAGCCAGUCACAGUAAAUCUUUACUUCAUCUUAAUCUCGCCGAAUGAGGGUAGGUGACGUAAUGGCUCGUUAUGCCCCGUUUUUAUUCCCGUCAUAAAUAAGCCGGUAAAUUUAAAUGACAUAAUAAAGUGUCCUGUACCAAAGUCUGCUCCUCCAUUAUAUCUACGACCGACGCGUUAAAAAUAUUUACCCGUCCUCGUACCCGGCUCGUUAAAUAACGCGGAUCACGCUGAUUAGUACGUUUAAAUUAAUCCUUCACCCUCCUCAUUCUUCUCCCGUCCCCCCACCAUCUCGCUAAUUAGUCGAGUCAAAACUCUUUCUCUCCGUCUCCUUCUCUCCCUCUCUCCCUCUCUCUCUCUCUCUAAUUCCCAGCUUCGCUCAACUCGAUAAAAUUUCACCGCGCGCGUUAUAGUUUAGCGUCGUUACGAUUUUCUACAUUUUACUCCCGUCGCCUUCAAUUCAUUCCGAUUUCGACUAAUUACCGACCGAAAUAGUCCUCUCAGUCUAGCUAAAUAUCUUUGAUGUUCGUACGAAGUAUAUCAAGAGCCACGAUGUGUCUUUGAUCAAUCCGAUCAAUUUUCACAUGUGUCAUGUCUUUGUGUAUGAUGUUCGAUUCAAUAUCGUUAUCUACUGCCUAAUGCCUAAUCCCUGUACUAUCCAAAAAGUUUUGAUCAAUUCAGUUGUUCACACUGACAGCAGACUGUAGAAAAAAAAAAUGUUGAUAAAAAUAUCCUGAUCGUAGGAUAUCCUCAAAUAUUAUACAUCCUGUGAAAUUUCAAAAGACUUUGACAAAGGCUGUCCCUCGGAAUAACCAGUUCUACUUCGACCACCCCGUAGCAGUGAAACACGACGACGUCUGAGAAAUUGACUUUUACAUUGUUAUACAACUUCAGAAGAUAAUCGAGUAAAAGAAUUCUCCGAGGGCUCAUCGGGAUUUCAAUAAUUUUUUUUCUUUCAAGAUACGAAUCGGAUCUUUUUACUGAAGGAGAGAAUAAAGAAUAUUGAAGCGCGGGUGACUGGGACUCAAUUGAGGCAGGCGAGUAACUUCUUGCAAUAUUUAAUAAUCUUGUUUGGAUUCUUCACAUUUUUAACCCGUGAAUUGUUUGAAGUGAGAUAUACGCACCGGAUAUUAGACAAAAAGGGGUUACGUAUUGCAGUAUCUAGCAUCCAUUAUUACUGCAUUAAAAAUUGAAUAAGAUUAUAUAAUAUACACAGAUUUACGAUUAGGCGUAAGUUUUAUUAUAGCUUAGACAAUCAAAAAGGCUCGUGCUUUUAUUGAUACACUUACUCAAGUAUAAGUCAAUGCAUGUGUAACACACAGGUAUGUGUAUACAUGUAUGCAUAAAUUUUACCCAACUGGUAAUAUCGUAUUUUGUCAAGCAUAUAGUUAUUUAUAUAUUAUACAAAUAUAUAUAAUAUAUAUAUCUAGUCAAUUUCGAA
Messenger RNA from Neodiprion virginianus, 6548 nucleotides. Its product is annotated as guanylate cyclase 32E. Gene Ontology annotation, molecular function: ATP binding; peptide receptor activity; guanylate cyclase activity. Gene Ontology annotation, biological process: receptor guanylyl cyclase signaling pathway; cGMP biosynthetic process; intracellular signal transduction. NCBI's taxonomy places the organism in Eukaryota, Metazoa, Arthropoda, Insecta, Hymenoptera, Diprionidae. The transcript is spliced from 23 exons. The coding region runs from base 1000 to 4899 and encodes 1299 amino acids. The record is from RefSeq and is a predicted model, not a curated record.